AUGCCUUUGAUUAUUUAUGGAAAGCCUUUGGGGAGUACCAUACCAAAGCCUUUCCGAGAACUUUGGGAAAUCUGUCCAAAAUUAAAGGAAGCUUCUGAAAGACUUCGAGAAAUUCCUACCAGAGAGCUUAAUCCGAAAGGUUUGUUAUACGUUGGUCAGAAUGAAUUUGCUGGUACUUCUCCGACUGAUGAUUCAAUAUCUUACCUUGGGACAGACAGUGCAACAACAUGCCACAUUGCCGUACUUACAGAAACAGGUUCCGGUGCUACUUGCAUUGGACAUUUUGAUGGUUCAUUGACUUCAAAAGGUGUUCAUGGGAUGUUGCAAACAAUUCUUGAUAUAGCAGACCCCAUUGUUGGAAGAUCCUCCAUCAUUUCAUCUGUCCAGCCCAUUUCUCAUAGACUUUUACAACCAAAUCUGGGCAAUAUCCACCCCAGGCUUGAGCUAACCCUUGCUGGUGGAUUCAGUGAUUCCAGGAACCUUUCUGUCAAAGUUUCAGAGCAUCUGCUAAGUGAGUUCAACAAAGUCCCUUUGGAUAUUCACUUGAUGUAUGCUGUAAUUACAGAUUUGAAUACGGUGAUGAAAGGUGAUAUUGCUUUUCCUGUCAUUUUGGGAUUGGGGGUGGAUAUGAAAACCCGAGAAAUUUUCCCUGCUACUUUUACAGAUCGAGGCCCGGACUAUCCUCUUCGAAAUGUUCAAAGGACUUGCAAUUGGAGAGUCUUUUUUCCCUGUAUUUAUGACUUCAAAAUUAGAAGAGUGGUCAUCAAUAGUUUUGACUACUCAAAUUGGGAUCUGAGUAUGGUUCAGAAAAUAAUCCAGCUUUCUGAUGAAGAGAUUCUUCAGCAAAACUCUACCUCACCUGAACAGGAACCACCAAACUUCCUUGAGGAUUUCCGAAACAUGUUCAGAUUUGUUCUAGAUCAUCCUGACCCUCUGGUAUCUGUCUUUCCAAAUGGCCUCCCUCGUUACUACAAACAGUCUUCAGAUGGUCGGUGGGUUUUUGAUGGACAUACGUGUCCUUCAUAA
This is a messenger RNA of Acanthosepion pharaonis, 1026 nucleotides long. The record is from the annotation of a GenBank genome assembly. NCBI's taxonomy places the organism in Eukaryota, Metazoa, Mollusca, Cephalopoda, Sepiida, Sepiidae.